Messenger RNA from Rosa rugosa (rugosa rose), 812 nucleotides. Its product is annotated as casparian strip membrane protein 2. The transcript is spliced from 3 exons. Lineage: Eukaryota; Viridiplantae; Streptophyta; Magnoliopsida; Rosales; Rosaceae. The coding region runs from base 10 to 633 and encodes 207 amino acids. The record is from RefSeq and is a predicted model, not a curated record.
CAUCCUAUUAUGGACUCGAAAGAGAGUGAAAACAUAGCAGUUACUGAUGCAAAGGCCGCGGCCAAAGGUAAGGCUGCAGAAGGUGCUCCUACUGCUGUCGUCGCAAUGAAAACCAAAACACAGACUAGAAGAGGAUCCAAGAAAGGACUGGCAAUCGUAGACUUGGUCCUCAGGCUUGGUGCCAGUUCGGCUGCUGUUGCUGCUGCUUACAGUCCAUUAAGCGCUGAGCAGAUUCUUCCCUUCUUCACACAGUUCCUUCAGUUCCAUGCUGAAUACAAUGAUCUCCCGACUUUCACGUUUUUUGUCGUUGCAAAUGCGAUUGCUGUUGGAUAUAUUGGCCUCUCCAUGCCCUUCUCUAUUGUAUGCAUCAUUCGACCACGUGCAAUAGGGCCGAGGCUUCUACUAGUAAUAUGUGACACGGUGAUGAUUGCUCUAGUGGUAGCUGCUGCCGGAGCUUCUUCUGCGAUAAUGUACUUGGCUCAUAACGGAAAUUUGGACUCGAACUGGCUUGCUAUUUGUAUGCAAUAUACUAACUUUUGCCAGGGACUUAGUGGGGCUGUUGUGGCUUCAUUUGUCGCUGCGGUCUUUUUCAUGUUGCUGGUUGUGAAUUCUACUUUUGCUCUUAAGAAGUAAUGAGAAGGGAGGCUUCUUGUUGAAUAUGAUAUCAGGCCUCAAAAGAAAGAAAGAAGCUGUGGAGAGGAACAAAAACAACAGGAGUUAUAUGUUUUCUGCUUUCAUAUGGUUAAAGUGUGGUGUGUAUAAUUAAUUGCAAGAAUUUCGGAUUAAUGUAAAUUAUUAAAGUAAUGGGUAUA